GCGCGGGCGCGGGCGCCGCGCAUUGUCAGUCGCCGCGAUACCGCCACCCGGUGCAGCGACAUCGGCUCGCUUCCUUUCCUCUAGCACGAUAGCGACGUGAUGGACGAAGGCGCUGCGCCGAGAGACGCACCAAGCGGCGUGGAUGUGGACAGCAUAGUGCGACAGCUGGGCGUGCUGGGACGGUUCCACCGGCGCGUGUACCCGUUGGUGGCACUGGCCGCGAUGCAGGUCGGCCUGCUGCAUACCACGUACAUCUUCCUUGCUGGCGACGUCAACUACAGGUACCAAAUGUCAGAUAGUUCUCCGGCGGCGGCGGCGCCCGUGCCCGGCGGAGGUGUGGACACGGAGCAGUUGAUGCAGGAGCUGGGCCAGUUCCGGCGGUUUCACUUGGUCAAUUAUUGCCUGCUGGCGUUGGUGGGUUACUUCGCCGCGCACCACGCUCUAAAUUAUGUCUUCCUCGCCGCUGAUGUGGACUACAGAUGCGUAGUGCCAGAGUGCGAAUCGGCGAACAGCUCCGUGUACACGCCAGGAUGGCUGGCGCAGGCGCUGCCACUGGGUGCGCCGCGCGACCGCCGCUGUUCUCGCCGCGUGCCACUCGAUCGCUCUCUUACCGAGUCGCUUACCUGCGAAGACGACGCCGUAUUCGCCGAAGAAGCGCUGCCCUGCGACCAGUGGCUGUACGCCAGCAACGACACCAUCGUCGCCGAGUUCAAUUUGGCGUGUCAGGAGUGGAAGCGCACAUUGGUCGGUACUAUCCACAACAUCGGCAUGCUGGUAUCGCUGCCCAUUUUCGGAUAUAUCUCGGACCGGUGGGGCCGCAAGCGCGCGCUGAUCCUGAGCUGCACGUUGGUGGGCGCGGUGGGCUCGCUCAAGGCCUUCUCGGUCUCCUACGAGAUGUAUGUCUUAGUCGAGUUCCUCGAGACUAUCGCCGGCGCCAGUGCGUUCCCCGCCGCAUAUAUUCUGACUAUUGAGCUAUUAGGACAAGACAAGCGAGUUCUGACGACGGCAUUUCUUGGCAUCGUGCUGGUCAUAGGCGGGCUGAGCUUCGCGCUUCUCGCCAAGACCUUUCAUUAUUGGCGCACGUUCAUCCUUAUCGUGUAUCCGCCCUCUCUGCUCUUCCUGCUCUAUAUCUACCUCCUGCCGGAGAGCAUCCGGUGGCUUCUCACCAAAGGCAGAAAGGAGGAAGCUGUCGAAAUUAUAAUGAGAGCUGCUAAGAUGAACAACGUGACUUUAUCGGAAGAAACGGUGAAACAACUCACCGAGGAGAAAUUGAAGCCCGUGGAACAGAAGAAAGAAAAGUCGCAAGAGGAUGGUCUGUGGAUACAGGUGUUGCGCUCGCCGAUCAUCAUGAAGCGGCUGGCCAUCUGCUCGUGGUGGUGGAUCACAUGCACGUUCGUGUUCUACGGCAUGGCGAUCAACUCGGUGUCUCUGGCGGGCGAUAAAUACACCAACUACAUGCUGGUCGUUAGCGUAGAGGUGAUCGCCGUCGUCACCAACGCCCUGGUUCUUGAUCGUAUCGGGCGUAAGCGAACGCUUCUCGCGGCAUACGUUGUCUGUGGCUUCUCUCUUGUGGCUAUCACAUUUGUUCCAGCAGAUCUGACUUGGCUGGCGACGUUGCUGUACCUGGUGGGCAAGGUGGCUAUCACGCAGGCAUUUAGCGGCAUAUACAUGUACACGUCAGAACUGUUCCCGACUCACGCGCGCCACUCACUGCUCGGCUUUUGCUCCAUGGUGGGCCGUAUCGGAUCUAUCGUGGCACCACAAAUGCCGCUUUUGGCGCUCUACGUGGAGUGGUUGCCGUCGGUGCUGUUCGGGUGCACCGCGCUGGUCGCGGGCGCGCUGAUGCUGACUACACCGGAGACGCUGCACACGCGUUUGCCCGAUACCAUCAAGGAAGCCGAGCAGCUGGCGCGACGCCCCGCCGCCUCCUCUACCGUGUCCCCCGCCAAACAGAAUGAUAUGCAGAUGACAUCACGGUGCUAGCGAGUCAGUUGCCUACUAGAGACUCAAAGACAUCAUGACUUAAUAUUGUAUCAUUUUAACUUAUUUAGUUAGGCCAUUAUCAGUUAAUACCUACAGUGAUUACGUAACUUUGAUGAUGCGUUUUUUUGUAUUGAAUUAAGUAUGUGUGUUCAUAAUGUAUAUAUAGCUUAUCGACUCUUCUGCCUGCUGGUAGAGUCGUUGUAUGUCAUAAUGGUGAACCGUAGACACAAACACGUAAUCAAUCAAGUAAAAAAAUGUAGAUACAAACAAUUAGGUAUAAUUAAAUGUUAUUGUUCCAUUCAGCGUUCCACAUAUAACUGAUGUGUCCUGAUAAGUGCCUUCCU
Molecule: messenger RNA, 2327 nt
Organism: Hyposmocoma kahamanoa
Lineage: Eukaryota; Metazoa; Arthropoda; Insecta; Lepidoptera; Cosmopterigidae
Product: organic cation transporter protein-like
Exons: 8
Coding region: 100-1983 (627 amino acids)
Biological process (GO): transmembrane transport
Molecular function (GO): transmembrane transporter activity
Source: RefSeq, a predicted model, not a curated record